CGCGAGUGUUAAAGAAGUCGCUAAAACAACUUGUUUAGGGAAACAUCCUUUUCUUCACCAAGACAGUUUUAGGUCAUUUAUAAUAUAAAGGUUCUUUCUUUUUACUAAGAUUGGGUUCAUUUUCAGCAUGUCUCAACCCUUACAUGCAAGGUUUGCAACGCGAGCUGUCAAGAAUCCUAUGAUUAUGGAAAAGGAGCAUCAACUUACGGAUUCGAAGCAUCAUGUCCUAGUUGCAGCUACAGGAUCGGUGGCAGCUAUAAAAUUGAUUAUGAUCGUUAAGGCGCUCUUAACUUACGAUAGCGUCGAUGUGCAAGUUAUUUUGACAGACCCAGCUCGCAAUUUUGUGGAAACCGAAGCCCUCACGUCUCUUGGAGUCAAGGUGUAUACGAACGUUGAUGACUGGACUUGCUGGAACGGUUUGGAUAGUCCUAUCACGCAUAUAGAAUUACGCCGCUGGGCUCAUUUGUUGUUGAUUGCUCCUUUGAGCGCAAAUUCCAUGGCUAAAAUUGCUAAUGGUAUUUGUGAUAAUCUUCUAACUUCUUUGGUACGAGCUUGGGCGCUUCAUAAACCAAUGCUGCUUGCCCCCGCUAUGAACACGAUGAUGUGGACCAACCCUAUAACCCAAGAACAUAUGGAAACAAUUGGCCGUAUUUACAAAAAUACAGAAAUCAUUUUGCCUAUUGAAAAAGUCCUUGCUUGUGGAGACAUUGGAAUGGGUGGCAUGGCUGAAUGGCGAAACAUUGUAGCUAAAGUAGCGGAACACUUGCAUCUUGAACAUAAGAAAGUGUUGCCGAAUGCCGUGAAAAAUAUUGAGAAUCAGGAUGAAGAUGAGUCCAGCGGUACAGAAAAUGAAGAAUCCAACGAAGAUGAUGAACAAGACUCUAAAGAACAAGAUAGUGAAAGCAAUGAAGAGAACAACAAUCCGCCUUCUUACGUUGACGUUACUCCGAAAGCUUCUCCUUUGCCUUCUAGUAACUCUUCGUCCAUUAUAGAACCUCCCACUUCUCAGCCUUCUUCAGCCAAGAAAGCGUCUGCGAAAUUUGUUGCUCCAAGCAUACAUUCGGGUCAGCUUGCUCAAUCUCAGCCCCCUCUUCAAUCUGGCUUGUCCUCCAUUCGAGUUCCUUCGAAACCCAGUCAUGAAGAAAAUCAAUAUUUAGAUUUGAUUCGUUAUAUUAUGCAGUACGGAAGGUCUCGCCCUGAUCGCACCGGCACUGGUACUCAUUCUGUAUUUGCCCCUCCUCAGUUGCGCUUUUCAUUGCGCAAUCAGACUCUUCCUUUACUGACUACUAAACGUGUCUUUUUACGUGGUGUUUUAGAAGAGCUCUUGUGGUUCAUAUCUGGUGAUACUGAUGCAAACCACUUGACCGAAAAAGGUAUUCAUAUCUGGGAUGGUAAUGGAAGUAGGGAAUUCCUUGACCAGCGAGGCUUGAAUCACCUUAGAACCGGUGACUUAGGACCAGUUUAUGGGUUUCAAUGGAGGCACUUUGGUGCUGAUUAUGUCGGUUGCGAUGCCGAUUACAGGGGUAAGGGUGUCGAUCAGCUUGCACAAGUAAUUCAUACAUUGAAAACAAACCCCUAUGAUCGUCGUAUAAUCUUAUCAGCCUGGAAUCCUCUAGCAAUUCCUGAGAUGGCUUUACCCCCAUGCCAUAUCUUUUGCCAGUUUUAUGUGAAUGAACCAAGUAAGCCUGGUGGGAAGCUGGAGUUAUCUUGCAUGAUGUAUCAACGCUCAGCUGAUAUGGGUCUUGGAGUUCCCUUCAAUAUUGCAUCUUAUUCUAUCCUUACCCAUAUGGUUGCUUAUAUGUGUGGCUAUGAAGCUGCUGAAUUUAUUCAUGUCAUGGGAGAUUGCCAUAUUUACAAUGAUCAUUUUGAGGCACUCCAGACCCAAUUGGCUCGCACUCCAAAGUCUUUCCCUACGUUAUCAUUUAGACGUGGUGCAACUGACAUUGGAGAAAUUGAUCAAUUUAGUAUAGAAGAUUUUAUUAUUGAAGGAUACGAACCUUGGGGCCCCAUAAAGAUGAAAAUGAGUGUAUAAUACCUAUGCUUUCUUUUGAUGUUUAUCACACUUGUCUAAUUUGGGUUAUUUUAAUGAUGCUUCCAUAAAUGUUGAGGAAGUGAUGAUGCUUAAUGCAACAUUUAGUUGACAAUUUGUAGAAGGUAGAAUAAUUAUAGUUAAUAAUCAACUAGCGACGCAUGCGCGAAUAGUGGUAUUUUCUGUUCCAUUUUUGUUAAGUUUCCUGCGUUGACGUUCUUCAUACUCAUGUUUUCUUGACACAAUUCGCUGUUUAAUUGUGUCAGAUCCUUGCUUGUCCAGUAUUUGAAAGCUAUCAGUUGGUUUCCUGUUAAGAGUCACUUGAAAUGUAGCUUGUUCCUUUACAGAGAAUUUAGGAUACGAAAAGUUGUCAAUGAGACCAUCAAAUUUCGCUUUCAAGUAUUUCAAUGUAUCAAAGCUUCUUGCAGAAGGAGGAUCAAUAAUUACAGCCGAAACAUAUUUACACUGCAAAAGGUUAAGCGUCCUUUCUAAAAGAUUCAAUACUGGCUUUUCAGAGCACUUAUCAUCGGAAAAUACUCCAACGACUAUCGGUAAAUCAGGAAAUGCCUCUGCACAAGCCUUUAAAGCCGUCAUAUGUGUCCCAGUGAACAAACUCCAGUCGCCGUCUAGGUAGAUUGCGGACUUUCUCAACUUUACCUUAUCGGAAAAUAUUCCAGAGACUAAUUCUUCAGGACCAUUGGAGGAUUGUAUAAAUAUAUUAGUGUAGGGAUCUGUUCCGUUAGGAGCAGAAGCAAACCUUUUUAAUAACGGUUCAUAAGUCCUUAUAUUCGAUGGAGAAAUGGUAGUUCUGUAGUACUGACACCCUGGGUACGCUUAACUUCAAGGUAUUGAUUAGCAGCCUUUGCAUGACGAUAACAAUCAUUUCCUUCAGCGUCAGUAGAGAUAUCAUCACCGUGUACCACGAAUUGGCAGUCGUAUUUCCUCAUCCACGCAAGGUCAAAUACAUACGGGGCGUAAGGAACGACUUCAUUUACCCAUUUGCAAGUAAUUGCUGCUAGACAUCUUUCACUUAAGUUUUGCACAGGAGGCCCUUUAUGAAGUGUAAUCUCUUCAUCAGAGUGAACACCUACAACUAGUUGGUCGCCUAACUGCUUAGCUUGUAAAAUAGCAUUACUGUGUCCUAUCAUUCACAUAUCAGUACAUUUUCCUUUUGUCAAAGCAUAUGAAAAUAGUAUUACCAUAAUGGAAGAAAUCUAAACAGCCAUCUAGCCAUAAUCUGCUAUUAUGAAAUGUUCCUGUCAUAAAAAGUGCAAUUGAUAUACAG
Molecule: messenger RNA, 3314 nt
Organism: Schizosaccharomyces cryophilus OY26
Lineage: Eukaryota; Fungi; Ascomycota; Schizosaccharomycetes; Schizosaccharomycetales; Schizosaccharomycetaceae
Product: thymidylate synthase
Exons: 2
Coding region: 128-2032 (634 amino acids)
Biological process (GO): dTMP biosynthetic process
Cellular component (GO): cytosol; mitochondrion
Molecular function (GO): thymidylate synthase activity
Source: RefSeq, a predicted model, not a curated record